Botrytis deweyae is the source of this 2418-nucleotide messenger RNA. RefSeq lists its product as uncharacterized. The record is from RefSeq and is a predicted model, not a curated record. Gene Ontology annotation, cellular component: Ino80 complex. The transcript is spliced from 2 exons. Lineage: Eukaryota; Fungi; Ascomycota; Leotiomycetes; Helotiales; Sclerotiniaceae. Gene Ontology annotation, biological process: regulation of DNA-templated transcription; double-strand break repair. Bases 1 to 2418 code for a protein of 805 amino acids.
AUGGUUCACGAUAACCAUGAGGCUACACCAAAAUCAUCGCUCCCAUCAAACCUACGACUAACAUCUACUGUGCCGUUUGAAUCACAUCGCCUUGGAGCUACACACAGAACACACAUCCGUGCACAUUGUUAUCGCGAAGGUGGCCUUGACUUCGAGAAAUCAAAAUUCAAUCUCGAUCCUAUCGAAAUGGCCGGCGGAAAGAAAUCUGGAAGGACGUUGAUGCGGGAAGAAGGUCUAGAGCGAACAGAUAAUGGAUUGAAACAAACAAGUUGGCCUGAAGCCUUCCCAAUUAAUCAGAAGAAUUAUUACACAGAAUUCGGAAAACGCGAUGAUCAAUUGCUUGCAUCACGUCUGCAAAAUGAAGCCAAUCAAGAAAAACUUAUCCGCGAUGCCAAAAAUAAAGACAGAGCUCUUGCGCGCACAGGAACUGCCGAUGUACCACUACCCAUGGAUGAAGAUGAAGAAGAUACAGAUGUUACCGAUGAGUUAGCUGCGUCGAAGAUUAUCGUCAUCCACCCUGGCAGUCAAAAUUUGCGCAUUGGUUUGGCCAACGAUGCUCUCCCAAAGACCGUCAUAAUGGCAAUCGCAGAAAGGUUUCCGGUGACAGAAUCGCAAGAAUACGAACCUCGACCCAAGCGCCAGGAUUUUGAACUCCCACCAGAGCAGCAAUUUGGAGAGGAGUGGUCGAAGAAAUAUAAUAAACAAUGUGCUGAUUUGAAGGUGGAUAUGCGUGCAAACAGGCGCAAGGUACUGCCGAAUUCGAAAGAGUUGGUUGUCAAUUAUAAUCGCCGUAUGGAACCAGAAAAAAUUCCAGAACACAAUGAUCCACUUCGAAUGGAAUGGACGGAUACUGCCAAAGGGACAAAGCCGACUUUCACAGGUCCCGAUGCGCAACGGAUAGCAGACAAUUCUGACCCACCAUAUAGAUUAUUUUGGCCUAUGCAACAUGGAUGGUUCCAUGAGAAUGAUUACAACGUCCGUGAAGCCAUGUUUGAUGAUUUCGAAACAAUCAUUGAGCAGGCUAUGAGAAGAGAUCUGGGUCUUGAUAAAAGUAGUGAGUGGGAUCAAUAUAGUUGUGUAAUGGUGGUACCGGAUCUCUACGACAAGAAAUAUUUGGAACAGAUGCUGGACAUGUGCCUUCGAGGCUUUGAGUUCAAGCAGGUCGCCUUUGUACAAGAAAGUCAUGCUGCUACAUUUGGAGCCGGUUAUACAAGUGCUUGUGUAGUUGACGUUGGAGCACAAAAGACAUCAAUUUGCUGUGUAGAGGAUGGUAUGUGCAUAGAGGAUUCUCGAGUCAACCUCAAGUACGGAGGGUAUGAUGUUACUGAAACAUUCAUCAAAAUGAUGCUCUAUGAUCACUUUCCAUAUGCCGACAUAAAUCUUAAACGACGUUACGACUUUCUUCUCGCGGAGGAAUUAAAGAUUAAGUACUGCACUAUGAAUCAAGCCGAGAUCUCUGUCCAGCUUUACAAUUUUCAUCUCCGCGCACCAAAUCAGCCUACUCAUAAAUAUGGUUUCAAAACAUAUGAUGAGGUUAUUCUCGCUCCUAUGGGCUUUUACGAUCCUUCAAUCUUUGAUAAUAGUGACAAAUUGAACGGUCGUCGCAAGCUCUUGGAUCGAUCAUACAAUGCUUAUGAUAUCGACACACCCGAUGACCCUACAUCUUCAGCUCAGCUUGCAAUUCUGGCCGCGAUUAAACCUUCUAUCGCAACUAAUGCAAAUGGAUAUAAUCCUAAUAAUUUCAUAUCCAAUGGGAUGGCUGAUGUGUCCUUCUCUACACCUCAAAAAGAGAAGCCCAAUCCGUUUAACCUACUUCGUCUAGAUCCAGAUAAUGCAGUACAUUCUAGCGUUACCUCCGCUGCAGCUUCGCCCGCUCCUGAGGGUGCAAGCACGCCAGCUCCAGCUCCAUUUGUCUUUGGAAACAAUGGACAUACUGCCGGUUCCCCCGGUCCUACUAAUGGAACCAAUGGUACUCAUAGUGGUACGACACCCAUACCUCCCGCAGGUAUGUUUGUCGAUGUUCACGCCCGCACCGCCAAAGAUCUCGCCAUCGAACGUGAUUCCGUCCUCCCUAUCUCUGCUUUGGAUACAGCAAUCAUCACAUCCAUCACCCACGCUGCUAAACAUGAUGAGAAAAAAGCGCGAGAUUUCUAUGGUGGCAUUAUGUUGAUAGGCGGUGGUGCGAAAACACCGGGCUUUGGACCCUUCCUCGAAGAUCGACUUCAGAAAAAGAGACCCGAUUUGGCGGAGAGAAUCUUGGUAGGAACGAGUCCGAGGGAAAUGGAUGGGCAAGUGGUGGUUUGGAAGGGCGCGAGUGUGUUUGCGAGAAUGAAAAUGCAUGAGAGUUGGAUUGGGCAGAAGGAAUUUGAAAUGCUGGGGGCGAGGGUCUUGAGUCAGAAGAUUCUGUGGCAUUAUUGA